Messenger RNA from Lycium barbarum (goji berry), 731 nucleotides. Its product is annotated as histone H2A. NCBI's taxonomy places the organism in Eukaryota, Viridiplantae, Streptophyta, Magnoliopsida, Solanales, Solanaceae. The transcript has 2 exons. The record is from RefSeq and is a predicted model, not a curated record. The coding region runs from base 68 to 508 and encodes 146 amino acids. Gene Ontology annotation, cellular component: nucleosome. Gene Ontology annotation, molecular function: DNA binding; structural constituent of chromatin; protein heterodimerization activity.
CUAUUACCUCAAAACCCAUCACAAUCAUCAAUUCCAAUAUUAUUUGUUGUUGUUUUCUUUGUAAGAAAUGGAAAAGAAAGGUGCUGGUGGAAGGAAGGGAGGUGGGCCUAAGAAGAAACCGGUUUCCCGUUCGGUUAAAGCGGGUUUGCAGUUUCCAGUGGGUAGAAUUGGGCGUUACUUGAAAAAGGGUAGAUAUGCACAUCGUGUUGGUAGUGGUGCUCCUGUUUAUCUUGCUGCUGUUCUUGAAUACCUUGCUGCUGAGGUUUUAGAAUUGGCUGGAAACGCAGCGAGAGACAACAAGAAGAACAGGAUUAUACCAAGGCAUGUUUUGUUAGCCGUGAGGAAUGACGAAGAACUCGGGAAACUCCUAGCUGGUGUAACUAUCGCUCAUGGAGGUGUGAUUCCCAAUAUCAAUCCAGUUCUUCUGCCUAAGAAAUCUGACAAGGUUGGAAAAGAACCUGUUGCUAAAUCCCCAUCAAAGGCUACCAAGUCACCAAGGAAGGCCUAAUUUGUGGAGAACAACUUGUAUGAUUACGUUUUAUGUCUUGUUUGAUCUUAAAUAAUCUGUUUAGUGUAUGUAGAUUUGGUAUCUAUUUCUGCAAGUAGGCUUAAGUAUGUUGAAAACUAGGAAUAGUUUAUCUUUAUUUAUGUUAUGUUGUAAAACAAAUGAAACGGGUUGUUUCUCAAGUUCUUCAGUGGUUAUAUAUGACAAAAUCCUUGCUUGUCUUAAA